Messenger RNA from Humulus lupulus (European hop), 2128 nucleotides. RefSeq names its product probable terpene synthase 9. Lineage: Eukaryota; Viridiplantae; Streptophyta; Magnoliopsida; Rosales; Cannabaceae. Gene Ontology annotation, biological process: diterpenoid biosynthetic process. The transcript has 7 exons. Gene Ontology annotation, molecular function: terpene synthase activity; magnesium ion binding. The record is from RefSeq and is a predicted model, not a curated record. The coding region runs from base 48 to 1817 and encodes 589 amino acids.
UUAUCUUAUUAUAAGCAUUCGGCAAUUUAAACGGUCAGUUGAGCUCCAUGUCUUCGACUUUGUCUUUCUCAUUUACUACUCUGUUUUCACUAAAGCCAAUAUCAACAUCAACCACAAGAAAAAACCGAGUCCUCCGAUCAAAGAAACCCUCUUUCAAAGUAAUCUUCAGUGAGCAAAGACGCUCAGCUAGUUACCAUCCUACCAUCUGGGAAACUAAACACAUCGAUUCUUUCUUUACUCCCUAUAAUUAUGAGUUACACUCUGAACGACUAGAGGAGUUGAAACAACUUACUCGUAGUUCACUUAGAGCCAGAAAAGACUCUUGUACACUCUUGAAGCUAAUUGAUUCGAUCCAAAGAUUGGGAGUGGAGUAUCACUUCGAAAAUGAGAUCGAAGAAGCUGUUUCUUUGAUUUAUGCAGAUGAUGAUCAAACUAGUAAUCUCUACAUAACAGCACUGAGAUUUCGUAUUCUUAGACAACAUGGCUUAUUUGUUGGCUCUGAUGUGUUUGACAGAUUUAGAGGCAAAGAUGGGAGAUUCUUAGACAGCUUAAGCAGCAACGUGCACGGAAUUUUGAGUUUGUAUGAAGCUUCACACCUUGGAAUGCCUGAAGAAAAUGUCUUGGAGGAAGCCAAGAGUUUCACCACCAAAAUGCUGAAAUAUUUCUCAGCUGGGAAAAUGGAUAGUUUCUUAUCUAAGCAAGUGAAACAAUCACUAGAAGUUCCACUAUAUUGGAGGAUGCCAAGAUUUGAAACUAGGAACUUCAUUGAUCUGUACCAAAUGGAUGAGGCAAAGAGUGCGACUUUGCUUGAGUUAGCUCAGUUGGAUUAUAAUCUGGUCCAAUCUCUGCAUCAGAAUGAGCUUAAGGAGUUGGGAAGGUGGUGGAGAGAUUUGGGAUUCAAGGAAAACCUACCAUUUGCAAGAGAUCGAGUGAUGGAGAAUUAUUUGUGGGCUAUGGGAAUCUUAUCUGAGCCACACUUCUCCAAAUGCAGAAUAGGCCUAACCAAAUUUGUUUGCAUAUUAACUGCAAUAGAUGAUGUAUAUGACAUAUAUGGAUCAUUAGAUGAGCUUGAACUUUUCACAAAUGCGGUAAACAGCUGGGACAUAAUGGCAAUAAGGGACGAGUUUCCACUUUACAUGAAAAUAUGCUAUCUUGGCAUGCUUAAUUUUGGUAAUGAACUGAUCUAUGAUGUUCUUAAAAACCAUGGUUUGAACAUUUUGCCCUACAUCAAAGAAGAGUGGUUAAAUCUUUGCAAAUCAUAUCUUAUAGAAGCAAGGUGGUUUUAUAGUGAAUACACACCAAGUUUGGAUGAAUACUUGAAAAAUUCGUCUACUUCAGUUGGUGGUCAUGCAGCUUUAGUUCAUGCUUGUAUUUUACUCUUAGAUUGCCCCAUAGGCAAAACCUCUCUGGAUUACAAGUUCAAAUAUUUUGACUCUGAGCUUAUUUAUUGGUCAUCUCUCAUAACAAGGCUUAGUGAUGAUUUAGGAACUUCAAAGGAUGAGAUUAAGAGAGGAGAUGUGAAGAAAUCAGUGGAGUGUUACAUGGAAGAGAAAGGUACAUCGGAAGAAGAAGCAAUAAAACACAUAAAAGAAUUGAGAUGCAAUUCAUGGAAAAUGGUGAACAAGGAGAUAAUUCUCUGCAAUAAUGGCUUGCCAAAAUCAAUAGUGAAGAUGUGUUUGAACAUGGCAAGAACUGCCCAAUUCAUAUUCCAACACGGUGAUGGAAUUGGUACAUCGACUGGGGUGACCAAAGAUCGAUUAACAUCAUUGAUUGUCAAACCAUGCACCGACAUUCAAACCAAUGGAGUUGAGGAGUGAGAAAUAGUAAGCUUAAAAAGGAAAAACAAUGAUUGAAGUCCUUCUAAUAAAAUAACGGAAAACCCAUGCACCUUCCACUUAAAUAUAAUUAUUUUAUAUGUAUCAUCGGACAGAGAAAUAGCUAAACCUCAGUGAAUGGUUAGUAGGCCAAUGUAAACUGUCCCUAAUAAUUUUGUCAUAGAUAUUUUUAGUAAAGCAGAGCAGGCACUAGCCUCUGGGCCCCAUCUUGAGUGAUACUCCAAUAAUUUUUAUUUUGGGUAAGAUUCCUAGAAGGAAGAGUUUGAAAUAAUAAUGGUUGUUAUCUUGUUUUA